AUAAAGUUUUUCCACAUUACGAUGCCUCCGAAAACUAGCGGAAAAGCGGCUAAAAAGGCGGGCAAGGCCCAGAAAAAUAUUUCCAAGACUGAUAAGAAGAAGAAACGGAAGAGGAAGGAAAGUUACGCCAUCUACAUUUACAAGGUAUUGAAACAAGUGCAUCCCGAUACCGGUAUUUCUAGCAAAGCUAUGAUUAGAGAGUUGAAG
This is a messenger RNA of Coccinella septempunctata (seven-spotted ladybird), 207 nucleotides long. RefSeq names its product histone H2B-like. The annotation marks the transcript as partial. Lineage: Eukaryota; Metazoa; Arthropoda; Insecta; Coleoptera; Coccinellidae. The record is from RefSeq and is a predicted model, not a curated record. Gene Ontology annotation, molecular function: structural constituent of chromatin; DNA binding; protein heterodimerization activity. Gene Ontology annotation, cellular component: nucleosome. The transcript has a single exon.